Eleginops maclovinus (Patagonian blennie) is the source of this 1297-nucleotide messenger RNA. RefSeq names its product SFT2 domain containing 1 (gene sft2d1). The transcript is spliced from 8 exons. Bases 187 to 669 code for a protein of 160 amino acids. Lineage: Eukaryota; Metazoa; Chordata; Actinopteri; Perciformes; Eleginopidae. The record is from RefSeq and is a predicted model, not a curated record. Gene Ontology annotation, biological process: vesicle-mediated transport. Gene Ontology annotation, cellular component: membrane.
AGACUUUGGUCAACAGCGGCAACCAUCCAACCGAUUCCAAGUCAGCACAGAAAGCAUAGCACAGGAAGGCAGGAAGUCAAACUUGUUGCCACUGCGAUUAAAACUUUCAAACAUAAACGGCACACGUACAGUUGGAAAUAUAGGAACUAUUACAUUCUUCUUCACAUUGCCAGCUGGUCUGUAACGAUGGACAAGCUUCGUCGUGUUUUAAGCGGUCAAGAGGACAACGAAGAGUUGGGUCUCACUGACCAGAUCCUUGAUGCCAGCACUCUCAGCUACAGCACCAGGGUGAAAUGGUUCGUCAUAUGCUUUGCAGGAGGCAUCCUGUGCUCGAUACUGGGUACCGCAUUGCUUUUCCUUCCAAAUGGAUUGAAGCUUUUCGCCGUCUUCUACACGCUAGGGAACGUCGCAGCUCUUUCCAGCACCUGCUUCCUGAUGGGACCACUAAAACAGCUGAAGCGCAUGUUCGAUCCAAAAAGACUGAUAGCCACCAUUGUCAUGCUGCUCUGCCUCACCUUAACACUUUGUGCAGUAUUUUGGUGGCAUAAAAAGGGGCUGGCUAUCAUCUUCUGUAUCUUGCAGUUUUUGGCUAUGACAUGGUAUAGCAUCUCUUACAUUCCAUUUGCCCGGGACGCUGUGAUGAAAUGCUUCACAACCUGUGUGUCUUAGGACCCCACGACUGUGAAGACUUGUCCUAAUAUGCAAACUGUAAGAGCAGUGACUGUAAAAUAUACAUCUAUGUUGUUUAUACAUUAUAUCUCCAGAUUUUUACUACGGCUUGUUUCAUACUGUGAAUUCUCGCUUUUUUUUUGGGAAGUUUAGCUUAAGGUCUGUAACUAUAUUCACAUUAUAACCCCUUUUUCCUUUGGUGUGAGAGAAAUGAGUGCCUUUUCAAUUCUUAAUAUAUUUAAAGACAUCCCUAUGUUUGAUAAGAAUUUUAAACUAAAUGAGAACAGGUAAAUUAUGUUGAAUUUACAAUGCAAAGUCCUGUGCAUAAUUAUAUAUAUAUAUACUGUAUAUAUAUCUGUUGACAUUGAACAACCAUUCAUAUUAACAUCCCUUACUGUACUUUUGAAAUGAUUUUCCUACUGCUUGUACACAAACAGAAACAAUCUGUUUUCUGUGCAAAGGUCUGAUGUAUAAAGAGGCUCUCAGAUGCUCUUCCAUGUUUAUAUAUGAUUAUUUUCCCUUAGGCCAAUGAGGAAUUGCUUCACUGAUGAUGCAUUGGGAUAUAUGAUAUCCACAGCUCUUUUGAGGGUUUUCCAGCUAAAGAGAUUAAAAGCGCAGCUCCUGUCUA